Messenger RNA from Blepharisma stoltei, 345 nucleotides. Lineage: Eukaryota; Ciliophora; Heterotrichea; Heterotrichida; Blepharismidae. The record is from the annotation of a GenBank genome assembly.
AUGGCUAUCGGAUUUUCCCAAGAGUUUAUAUAUCUUUGAGACUUUGAAGAUGAAAAAAUUAUAUCAAUUUUUCACAGCCAUAAAUCAGGGAUAAAAAAUGUUACUUUUUCAUAUUGUGAAAAUUAUCUUGUGUCAAGCGGUGAUGAUGGGAUUGUAAAAGUAUGAAAUAUAUCAACACUGAUCGAAAAAAGAAAGCCAAGUAGAAGCCUCCAAAAGAAAGCAAUUUUUAUAAAUCGUGAAGAAAUUAUAGGUCUUGAUAAAGGAUGGACAUAUUUGGAAUGGUCAUCUGUAGGCCAUAAUUUUGCAGAUCCUGAUUCAUUACUUAAACCAAUCGACAAAAUAUAA